AGCAAGGAACUAAUUGAGCUCUUUGCGUGAAAACUUAGCUUUUUUAAAUACAUUUUAUAAAUAAAAUAAUAUUUAGAUUAAAUAAUUUUUCAUUAUAGCUGAUAAUGAUUUGAUUGGAUGAUAAAUUGGUUUAAUUGCAUACAUAAUGAGGAAUAUGAGUUUCAGAUUAUUUACUAAAGCUCUGCUGUUUUUCUGUGUUCAAGUAAUUGCUGUUGAUUAUACACUCUUAAAAGACACAACUCUAAAGCGUCAAAAGCGAGUUUUAGACGAUGAUUAUAUUAAUUUAAAUGAGCAAAAACCAAUAGAGUUAGCAAAAGACAAUAUUCCUUUAUCAAAGCUUACUACAAAUGAUGAAGUUUUUCAAGCUUUACUUCAAACACCUAAAGUUUCACCAGAUGAUAUCAAAGAACAGAGAUUAGACAAAAGAUAUGCUGACAAAGAGAAAGACUCUUUUGAAAAGUUAAAGGAUUUUUUUGACAAUGUUGAAAAGCGCUCUGUUGACGAUUAUGAUUCAGGUUUACAAAAUGAAUUUACAGGUGAUAAGUUAGAUGGUGAGCGCCCAUUUAAAUUAAAAAGCACACUAGAAGCUAUAAGCAUUGAUGAAGCAGAAAGCGCAAGUGGGAGUGGACUUGAGAAUGUUACAUAUGAGUCUGGUGAUGCAUGGGUUUCAGGAUCUGGUGCUGAUCCUCUAGUUAAGGUACACCAUUUCAGUUCUAAAAUUAAAAAAGUUCCAACAAGUAAAGAUCAAACUGAUGAUUAUAGUCCAAUACGAAUCAGCAAAAGAGAAAUUCAGGAGCGUUUUGAAGGGUUACCAGAGUCACUAGCAGUUAGUGAUGUUCGUCUUGCACGUGAAAAUCCAAGGGUGAAAAUUUUGAAAAAUGAGGCUGGAAAUAAAGUCUUUGAUGAUAUUCCUUUGCCUUUUAAUAAAAUAUCUGAGGAAACAAAUGAUAAUACUGAAGCCAAUUAUGAAGAAAAUAAUAGUCUCACUAAAUCAUUUAAAGAGAAUAGAGGAACAAUAGACACUGACACUAUAUUAAAAACAACAAGAUCAUUCAAACCUAUGCAUUAUAAAGAGUUCAAAACACUAGAUAUUUUUAAGCAUGAAUUGGGAGAUGAUACAUUCAAAAAUCUUAGGGUCAUUGAUGAACAAAAGGCUAAAAGUUUAUUUGAUGAUGUUGAAGGACAGUUUUUAAAUAGUGUUAAAAAAGAUGGUAUAUAUUAUGACAGCAGAUCAAAGAAAAUAUUGAUAAGUGCUCAAAUUAAUAGCGAAAAACCUUUUCAAAAUUCUUCAAUAUUGCAAAAAGAUGAAAUUCUGACUUUAAAAGAAAAUACCAGUUCUUCUAUGCAUCCUGCUUUAAAAGAGAAUUCUACUGUUGCAACUAUACCCCUGAUUAUUUUAAACACAAGUAAUAUUAGCAUAAAAGAAAACAAUAUCAGCUCAAUCAUUAAAUUACCUUUAGUUAAUGAAAGUUCUAUCAAUUGCACACUGUUUAUAAAUAAUUCAUGUUAUAUUUCUGAUGGAGUUUCAAAUAAAAAACUUAACAGUUCUACCGCCAUUUUACCUAAUAAAUCAGACAUGGUUUUAACAAAAAAAGAUAUAGAAGAAAUAUUUUCUUCAUUAGUUGCCAAGAAUCCAACCCCUUUGUCUGCACUAAAAAGUAGCAAGUUAGUAAGAGUUCAGAAGCGAGAAAUUUUGUCUGAUUUAGACCCCAAUAUAGCCAAAGAAAUGGGCGAUACUGGGAAACAAUUAGAAGAUGAAUUUAAAGUUAAUAACAAAAGAGAUAUAGAUAAAAAUGAAAAGGUUUUGUUUCCAAAUUCUUUACUUGGUAUAUGGUCAGGUUUAGGAACAGAACCUGAAUUUGUCCAUGGUCUUAUCAAGCAAGAUUUUGUUACAGAACAUGAGGAGUCUAAGUUGAAGAAUGAUGCAAAAGAUGGACCUCUUAAGUAUAAACUAAAAAAUGUAAAACUAACAAGAAAAAAAAAAUUAAAUCAAAAUAAUAGAAAAAUUCACAAAGAAAAAAGUAGGACAAAAUUUCAAUCAGAAAAUGUUGCUAAAAGUAAAAAUUUUCAAAAGCGAGAUUUUAUACCAUUUGAAGAGGAAGAACAAGAAGAAUCUAAACAUAUGGAAAUGGGCAGUCUUGGUUCAUUGAACAUGCAUGUACGUGAAAAAAGGGGAAUGUCGGUUAAUGUUAAAGAUGAUGAAGAAGAUAUAAAUUUAAGUAAAAAUCAAAAGCAAUUAAAUGAGGAAUCUUUUCGUCUACUUAAUGAUUCUAUUAAUCAUGCAACAAAACCCAGUGUUCAUGGAAAAGUUGUAUUUGCAUUUGAUGAAGUUAAGGAGUUGAUGCCAACCAGGCGAUUUUUUAGUAAGCAAGACCCUAAUCUAUCACCUGAACUCCUUAAUAUAGAAAAUUCAGUAACACAAAGUAGAUCUGAUAUUUCUUAUCCAUCAGAGCAAGAUAAGUCUCAUAAAUUGCAAAACAACGCACCUAAUUUAGUUUUUGAAAGCUUGCCGACUUCUACAUACUUUCCACCUCAGAAAACAUUUGAUCUUGAUAAAGAUCUUGCAGAUUCAAUGGUUUUAGAAGACAAACAACAUUUCCUUGCAGCAAUGCCUGUGAAAGUUGAGUUCUCAUCUAAUAAAAAUCCUCCAUUAACACAAGAAAGAAGCAACGUUUAUAAAGAACCAAAAAUUUUAAAUGAAAGCAUGAAGUCAAAGCUUCACAAAGUGCAACUAGCUCAAUUAAAAGCAAAUGAAAUGAGAAACAAAUACCAACAAUUGAUCAACUGGGAAAGUAGCAACCCAGCUGAAGUGCCAGAAUUAGAAAAAGAUGGUAUAGAAACAGAGAAAGAGCUUAAAGAAUUUGGUAAGCAAUUUGAAAAUACUGAUAUCGGAAAGCUUCAAGAAGCAGAAAUAAGAGCACUCGCUUCACCAUCAGCUUAUCAUAAUGCUGAAACUUCAGAUAUUGCAUAUUUAGCAAAAAAAUUGCAAGAAAAACAUUUUGAUGCUGAUACCCCUGAACAUAAAGCAAGAACAUUCAAUCAGUUGCAGCAAAAAAUAUUGAAUGAACAAGAACAAUACAAGCUAUUAUUGCAACAGCAACAAAAAGAAUACCAAGAUAAACUUGAUAGUAUGGCAUAUUAUGAUACUAUCUAUAGCAAUAAACCAUACGAGGUUUCACCUGAACCAUAUGAGGUUUCACCUGAAGUUCAACCAGCUGAUAUUCAAGAUGGUUCAAUGAUGACAGAGGAUUUAAGUAAUCUAUCCAAGUAUCCUUUUAACCGUUUAGUUUCUAAGAAACCUGACAGCAAACCUAACAAACAAUUUUCUAAAGAUAGUCCAUACAUUCUAUCAUUUAAAAAUACUCUGUUAAACAAUACUAGUCUAUUAAAUCGAUCUAAUAAUUUAUCACCAGAAGGCAGUCAAACCCUAAAACUUUUUAAAAAUGACCAAGAGAUGCCAGAUUUAGUUAAACCCAUAGAAAAUAAAAAUCAGAAGACUAGUCAAAAAGAGCUCGUGCAGAAAGAAGAUUUAAAUCUGACAUUUAAUUCAUUUGAUUUACAAAAAAAAUCUGUAAAUUUAGAAAGAAUCAAUGUAAAUAACUCAGGUAAUAUCUCACAUGACUUUCCUAUAUCACAAUCAAUACCACAACACUCAAUUUCUGCUGAUCUUGAUAAAAAUUCUACUUUUUCUUGGGUAAGCAAUACAUCAGUGCCUCAGUUAAACAAAACAGAACAAAACACUUUACCUAAUAAAGUCUUGGUGAUCUCAGGUCAGUUAGUUACUAACACAUUUACUACAACAUCUAUGCCAGUAGUCACUGUUGCUAGGAUAAAUUCAUCAAACUUAAAAUCUCUUUCUGAUGAAAAGUUAAGUAAUGUAUCAUACAUUGGUAAUGCUACAGUAGUCCUAACAAAUGUUACAGCUAACUACAAGUUUGAUAAUAUUUCAACUAUAAAUGAGACAAGUUCAAAAUUAUCUUUAUUGUCUUCAAACAACACAAAUUUGACUUCAUCCUCUUUAAAAGACACAAAGUCAUCACCAGUUCCUCUGCCUUUUCCCAUUGAUAUUUCUUACCAACCAAAAAGAUCCUAUAAAGCAUUGGAAAUAGAACAAAGAAUUGAUGGUUACAUUGGAUGCUAUAUUGACCAUUUAGAGCAAGGCCGCGACUUGCCUGUUAGAGCAGGAGUUCCAUUUGUUACUCCAAAUAACUGCAGAAGUGCAUGUAAAAAGACUGGUUACAGAUAUGCUGGACUUCAGUAUGGGUAUUUAUGUUUUUGUGGGAACAGUUAUGGCAAAUAUGAUAUUGCUCCAGACACUGAUUGUGAUACUGUUUGUUCUGGAAAUGAGACUCAUACAUGUGGAGGACUCUGGAGAAAUAAAAUAUAUAGCACAGAAAAUGUAGACGAAGAGCUUAAUGAAGGACCUAUUCCUGUUUAUAUAACUCCAAGGGAAAAGUACCACUUAAGAGCAGUCCAACCAGAAAUAAGAUCAAAUAUUCCAGAGAAACCUUUUAAAAGUCAAGUUUUGUCAAGUGAUGAUUUUAAUAAUGGCAUACCUCAACCUAUUCUUUCAACUGAAGAGGUAUUAAAAGCAACUCAAGAUGCAGAGAAAAAAGAUAUAGCCAAUCUUCAAAAUUUGAAUGUGUCAAUGAACAAAAAACCAAUUGAGCAUGAAGGUGAAACUUUGAUUAACUUUUCUUACCUUCAUCCGCAAAAGGAAACUGAAGAAGAAUUUCAAAACUCACCUCCUAUGCCCCUCAAAAUUGAACCAGGGACACAUCUAUUUCGAGGAGAAGUCAUUUUAAAACAGUCCUGGUACAGUGAUCUUGCCAAUCCAAAUAGUACAAAGUAUUUAAUACUGACAGGAAAUAUUGAGCAAGCUUUAAAGAAUCUAUUUGCUAAGGAUCCGAUGUUUCUUAAAGCAGAAGUUAUGUCUUUGAGGGAAAUUUCGCAUCGCAUGCCAAGAAAAACGUUGGUAGAUUUCACAUUAACUUUUGAAGAACACAAAAAAUCUCAGGAUGUAGCUCGUGUUCUAUUUACCCUGGUGCGAAAAACGGAGCGCUUGGAUGCCAUGCCUGUUUUACCAGCAUCAUUAAAGAUUAAAGAAUAUCUGUUCGAACCUUCUGUCCAAGCUUACAUUCCACAAGUUAUUGAAGGGAAUUUUACUGAAGAUUUUUCGAAAGAAAUACAGACCAAUGAAAUCGAUAAAAACUUAAACUCGUUCGAAACUACUUAUGUAAGUCCUGUUGUUACUUUAUCGGAGCCAAUGGUGUCUCAACUGUCUAAUACAAAAUUAGCUCAUGCAGAUGUUUUCAACGAGGAGAUAACCAGACUCUCGAAUCAUUCUUUUAAUCAACAAAUUCCAAAUCCUUUGAAGUUUCCAAAUCUCAAAAAUUUUCAAACCUUCAAUCCUACGUUCAGCCAAAAACCUGAAAAUAUUGUUUCUGUAAAUCGAGCUGUUUCCACUCGAAUUAUGCCGGUAAAAACUCGAAUUAUACCGGUAAAAACUUCCGGAGUGAAUGAGCUAAAUAAGUAUUUAGAAUCUCAAUCAAAAAGCGUUAUUGCUUCCCCAAAAAUGGUUGUUAAAAAUUCGCCCUCAAAUAAAAAAGUACCAUACGUAUUGAGAAUGUUUUUUUGGAAAGAUAUGUUGGCGCGAAAAAAAAGGGAAGAUCUUGACGAUCUUCAUCGAGAAAAGGUUAAAAAAACUAUUAAAUUUUCGUCUGCUUUACCAGUGAGAGAGCGACGUUCUGAAAAUGACGAGAUAAAAUUAUUUGAAGAUCAAAAUUCAAAUACACCUAUUAACGCACCCAUUAAACCUAAAAUCAAAGUUAUACGAGAAGCUCGUUCACAAGCUGACCAAUGGUCGACAAAAUACAAACGGGAUGUUGAUAAAUACAAACGGGAUAUUAAUAAAAUAAGAGCUCAUCCUGAAAAUAGUUUGCUUUUAAAACGUACUAAAAGAGUAGUACCCAGAAAAGAACUACAAUUAUUGCAAAAUGAUAAACUUGAAGACAAAGAUGAUUUUUCAACUUUGUUUCGAGAUAAACAAGCAAUACGCACUAGAAGACACGUGGUUAAAAAAGAAUUGAUUAGUGACGAUAAUCCUUUAAAAACAACUUAUGAUAAUUUUUCAAAUGAACUAGAAAAAGAACUGCAUCGAAAUAAAAGGUUCAAAGACGAAAGAUAGUAAUUGUAAAUAACUGUAAUACGCAUAAUUUUUUAUUUAACCUCUUGUAAAUAUUGAAAAUCUUGGUAAUUUUAAUUCAAGCUGUA
This is a messenger RNA of Hydra vulgaris (swiftwater hydra), 6273 nucleotides long. RefSeq lists its product as uncharacterized. Gene Ontology annotation, cellular component: plasma membrane. NCBI's taxonomy places the organism in Eukaryota, Metazoa, Cnidaria, Hydrozoa, Anthoathecata, Hydridae. The record is from RefSeq and is a predicted model, not a curated record.